Molecule: messenger RNA, 5014 nt
Organism: Larimichthys crocea (large yellow croaker)
Lineage: Eukaryota; Metazoa; Chordata; Actinopteri; Sciaenidae
Product: SLIT-ROBO Rho GTPase-activating protein 1
Exons: 23
Coding region: 650-3946 (1098 amino acids)
Biological process (GO): signal transduction
Molecular function (GO): protein binding
Source: RefSeq, a predicted model, not a curated record
ACGCGCGCAGGUCUGGUCCUUGUCUGUGUGUGUGUGUGUGUGCGCGUGCAGCUGCGUGUGAAAGGUUACAGCGGGGUGAAGAUAACAUCAAACACCGCGUGUCCGCGUGCUGUCUGUGCGUGAUAUACGCGUCUCUGCACGCGCCUGUGUGUGUGUGUGUGUGUGUGGUCCAGCGCUUUUUCUACCUAGUGGGCGUGUGCCCGGUCCUCUCCUCCCUGCAGACCGGUGUGUGUGUGUGUGUGUGUGUGUGUGCAUGCAUGUUUGCACGUGAAGAAAAACCCGCAUCUUUCAUUUUUUUAUUCUUCAUCUCACGCACAGGAUGAUGCGGGACCGUGCGGCAGCUGCGAUCACGAGUGGGUAAUUUCUCUCUCUCUGUUGAGUGUGCGUGAUUUUUCACUCCCUCCCUCCUCUUCCUCCUCCUCCUCCUCCUCCUCCUGCUCCUCCUCAGCGUGGAGGUGCGGGGCCACUAUACUGGCUGUGUUGUUGCGGCACUGGAUGGAUCUAACUCGCAUGUUGUUUGCGGGUGAAGAAGCCUCGGGCGGUGCACGCGGAAGGGAGAGAAUUUUAUUUUUUAUUAUUUUUUCUACAUCCUCAUUUGCUCCUCCACCUUCCUCCACCUGCUGAUCAGUCACCUCCACACCGUGACGACAUGUCAAACUCAAACAAAAGCAAGAAGGACAAAGAAAUCCUCGCAGAGUAUGAGAGCCAAGUCAAAGAUGUGCGGGCCCAGUUGGUGGAGCAGCAGCGAUGUCUGGAGCAGCAGACUGAGAUGCGAGUCCAGCUGCUUCAGGACCUGCAGGACUUCUUCAGGAAGAAGGCCGAGAUCGAGACGGAAUAUUCCCGAAACCUGGAGAAGCUCGCCGAGAGAUUCAUGGCCAAAACACGCAGCACGAAAGACCAUCAGCAAUACAAGAAGGACCAGAACCUUCUCUCUCCGGUGAACUGCUGGUACUUGCUGUUAAACCAGGUGAGGAGGGAGAGUAAAGACCACGCCACCCUCAGCGACCUCUACCUGAACAACGUCAUUACCCGCCUCACGCACAUCAGCGAGGACUCGGCUCGCCUGCUGAAGAGGAGUAAGGAGAUCAUCUUCCAGCUUCAGGAGGACCUCAUGAAGCUUCUCAAUGAGCUUUACACGGUGAUCAAGACGUAUCACAUGUACCACGUGGAGACGAUCAGCGCGGAGACCAAGCUGCGGGAGGCGGAGCGUCAGGAGGGGCGCGUGAAAGGCGUGUCGGGGACGGGCGGAGGGGUGGAGCCAGUGUUCGGCCUGCGGAUAGAAGAGCGCCACCAGAGACGCAACGCUGCCCGCAAGAUGGAGAAGAUGAGAGAGAAGAGGAAGGCAAAGUACUCAGAGAACAAACUGAAGACUCUUAAAGCCAGGAACGAGUAUCUGCUGACUCUGGAGGCCACCAACGCCUCCGUCUUUAAAUACUACAUCCACGACCUGCCCGACAUCAUAGACUGCUGUGACCUAGGGUACCACUCCAGUCUGAGCCGGGCUUUGAGGACCUACCUAUCAGCCGAACUGAGCCUUGAAGCCUCCAGGAGGGCGGGUCUGGAGGUCCUGGAGGGGGCCGUGGAGGGCCUUGACCCCGCCCGAGACAGGCAGCGUCUGCUGGGCCUCUACCCCACCGCCUUCUGCCCCCCACAACGCUUCGGCUUCCAGUCUCACAUGGGCGACACAGUGACCCAGAUUGCCUCCCAGCCACAGGUCCAGGCCGAGCUCACGCUUCGCCUCACGCAGCUCCAGACCCGCCUGGCGUCCCUGAAGAUCGAGAACGAAGAGGUGAAGAAGACCUGGGGAGCGACCCUGACCACCCUCCAGGACAUGACGGUGCUGGACGACUACGACGUCUCCCAGAGCUUCACCCACAGCCCGUCCUCCGAGUCCGUCAAGUCCAGCGUGUCGGACGGCUACUUGAACAAACCGAGUCUGGCCAAGAGACGGGCCAACCAGCAGGAGACGGAGCUCUUCUACUUCACUAAAUUCCGCGAGUAUCUGGAGGGGAGCAAUCUCAUUUCCAAACUCCAGGCCAAACACGACAUCCUGAAGAAAGCCUUAGCGGAGGGGUAUAAAGCUGAACUACUGACUACCAGUCGUGGGCGGAAGAACUCCCACAGCAAGCACCAGGAUUCAACCAAAGCCAUACCUUUGCUUGUGGAGAGCUGCAUCCGCUACAUCAACCUACACGGUCUUCAGCAUCAAGGCAUAUUCCGGGUGUCGGGAUCACAGGUGGAGGUCAACGACAUCAAGAACUCCUUCGAGAGAGGUAAUGACCCGCUGAUUGACGAGGAGAGCAACCACGACAUCAACUCUGUGGCCGGGGUGUUGAAGCUCUACUUUAGGGGUUUGGAGAACCCGCUGUUUCCAAAGGAAAGAUUUAAUGACCUCAUCUCCUGCGUCCGAAUCGAGAACAUGUACGAGAGAGCGCAGUGCAUCCGUAAGAUCCUGCUGGGCGUCCCGAGGGCGACGCUGGUGGUGAUGCGUUACCUGUUCGCCUUCCUCAACCACCUUUCCCAGUACAGCGACGAGAACAUGAUGGAUGCUGGGAACCUGGCCAUCGUCUUCGGCCCCACCCUCCUGCCCACGCCGGACACGCUGGACCAGGUAGCCUGUCAGGCUCACGUGAACGAGGUCGUCAAGACGGUCAUCCUGAACCACGACAACAUCUUCCCCGACACCAAGGAGCUGCCCGGGCCGGUAUAUGAGAAGUGUAUGACUGGGGACCAGUACUGCGAGAGUCCGUUCAGCGAGCCGGGGGCGUUGGAGGAGGCUGAGCCCGACGGCGGCACCGAGACCCAGACCAGCGACGAGGAAGGUGAGGCGGUGGAGGCGGUGGCGAGGUUCGACUACGUGGGCCGGUCGGGCCGCGAGCUCUCCUUCAAGAAGGGAGCGUCCCUGCAGCUCUUCCAGCGAGCGUCACAUGACUGGUGGGAGGGGCGGCACAACGGCAACCAUGGCCUCGUGCCUCAUCAGUACAUCGUGGUGAAGGACAGGGCUGACGCCAUGUCCGACACACUCAGCCAGAAAGCGGACAGCGACGGAGGAAGCAGCAGCACCGACGACAAGAGAUCCAGGAGCGAGCUGAGCUCCCCGACCGACAUCAGACCACCAGAGACCUACAACAGGUCCGUCAUCCACAGGAGGAAGCGGACCGACGGUUUAUUCCGCCGCCCCCUCGGCCGCUCUAACGACAGCCACUGCCACGGUAACGGAGGUGUGAUGGAGCGGAGCUCUCCACCCGUGACGGGUCACUUUAGUCCCAGGGAGUUGCUGCUGGGACGGGGUCAAGGCUUGACUCCGCCUCUUGACAGCCCGGAACGCCGCCGUCGGUCCGCCGCAGCCGUGACCAUGACGGUGAGCCGACACGAUUCGCUGCGGAGGCCGGAGGACACGCCCAUCCGACGCUCGAGCAGCGGGCAGCACGGGUUCGGCGACUCCCAUCGCUCCAGAGCGCUGGACCCCGACACUCUGGCACAGGACAUCGAGGAGACGGUGACGGUGGCUCUGGGCGAGCUGAGGCAGCUGGAGCGUCAGGGCUGCCGGCCGGCUCCCGACGUGGUGCUGGACACUCUGGAGCAGGUGAAGAACGGGCCGAUCACCACCUGCUCCUCCGAGUCUCCGAGCCCCCACAGCACCCCGAGUACCCCGGGCACGCCGGGAACCCCCGGCACCCCUGGGACUCCCGGGACGCCCGGCACCCCUGGCACCCCGAGCCCCCUCAGUCCUCUGAGCCCCAUCAGCCCGCUCCCCGGACCUCCACCUGGACCUCCGAGACCGGCCAACCCUUCCCCAGACGCCCUGGGCUCUUUUAAACCCGUGGCAGCCGCUCGAAUCGGGGCUCCGCUGCGGCCCCCGGCCCUCAGGCCCAAACCUAUGGUCCCACCUAAGAGCAGCACCCCGCCUCUGCCCCCACCGCUGGACAAAUCCUGCACCAUGUGAGCCAAACCAGGCCGAUUAAACACGGCCAAAAUCAGGCCGACCCGGGCCAAAAAUGGGCCAGAAGAGGAGAUCAGGGUACUGCUUAAUGUUUAUAAUCAACAUGAGGGUAGAAACGGUAGGAAAGAGAAAAAGGUUUUAAUGUAGUAAUAAACUAUAAUAUAUGACAUGACCUAUGAUAUGAUAUGCCAUGAUAUUUAUGUGUCGUCAGGUUGGUGUGUACUCUCUUGGUGUGUAGGAGUUUACUUUCUCCAUGUAUCGAAGCAUUUAUCAAAGGUUAGCUGAUAAAGAGACACAGGAAGAGCGUAGGCAGAGCAUCCUGUCAGAGAAACGUGGGGAGUGUAGUUCAACUCCAGUAAAAAAUGUAGUUUUUAAAAGUGACGUGAAUGUUGGCUGUACUGUACCGAAGAUAGGCGGCUAGGCGUUCGCUCGAAGCGCCCCCCAAAAAAAUAAAAAUAAAAACAGGCUGCUGUUUCCUUGAAGACUUUAAAGAUCGGCUGCUGUAUCUGUAACGGAGAGACUCUGACGUGUUGAGGAGGACAAACGGCCAAACGAUGGUUCAACAACAACGACAACGUGUGACUUAUAAUUUAUUUUUUUAUUUUACACUCGGUUCAGCUGCUAAAAAGCUCACUUACACCUCAAAACCACGAAACGCCUCUUGAGGUCGUCGGUGACACCAAACUCACAUUAUUUAAACGUCCAGCUAUUUAAAUGAAUGUUUCCAGUAUUUAACGACUGUUCAGCCAUUUAUUGAAUGUUCGGCGAGCUGCUGCGGCGACUCGCUAAACUUUUUAAAAAACAGCCUUCUCGUGUUAUUUUUUGUUUGUUUGUCGGGGAGGGACGGGAGGGGGAGGAGACCCAAACCAGAGCUUCAAACAGGGUGUGAUGGGAUGUUGGGUUGUGGGUGGGUGGUAUGAUUUUAUUCUUGUGUGUGUGCAUUUGUGUACACGGAAUCCUACCGGGCACGCGACAUGUUACGAGCUAAGAGCGAAACAGUCUAAGUCUCCAAACUACGGCCCGCGGGUCACAUCCGGCCCACCUAAACAAUUGGAGUGGCCCACUUAACGA